AAUGCCUAUCCUAUGUUUCAUCCACAAUACAAUUCAGUUGAAAAACGUUUGGAAUCAUUUCAAUACUGGCCUGAACAGUAUAAACCAAAUAAAGAUCAAUUAGCUGAGGCAGGGUUUUUCUACAGUGGUGUAUUCACCAAAGUGGUAUGUUUUUGUUGUGGGGUAGCUAUAUUAGAUUGGAAGAGAAAGGCUGAUUCCUGGCAGCAACAUGCUUUAGUUUCACCUACUUGUCAGUUUAUUCUACAUGAACAGGGUCAGGAAUAUAUCAGAGUAAUGUCUAAAAUAAAGGUAAGUGUUGUUAAAUCACUAUGA
Molecule: messenger RNA, 312 nt
Organism: Lottia gigantea (owl limpet)
Lineage: Eukaryota; Metazoa; Mollusca; Gastropoda; Lottiidae
Exons: 2
Biological process (GO): regulation of cell cycle; negative regulation of apoptotic process; positive regulation of protein ubiquitination
Cellular component (GO): nucleus; cytoplasm
Molecular function (GO): ubiquitin protein ligase activity; cysteine-type endopeptidase inhibitor activity involved in apoptotic process
Source: RefSeq, a predicted model, not a curated record